Molecule: messenger RNA, 8528 nt
Organism: Anopheles funestus (African malaria mosquito)
Lineage: Eukaryota; Metazoa; Arthropoda; Insecta; Diptera; Culicidae
Gene: spg
Product: dedicator of cytokinesis protein 3
Exons: 10
Coding region: 701-6955 (2084 amino acids)
Biological process (GO): small GTPase-mediated signal transduction
Cellular component (GO): plasma membrane; cytoplasm
Molecular function (GO): small GTPase binding; guanyl-nucleotide exchange factor activity
Source: RefSeq, a predicted model, not a curated record
UGUUUAUUUUAGGCGGCGACGUUGAUAUUCCAUGGGGCUGGGUGUCAAUUGAGACGUGUUGGAGAGUGUGUGGGAGUGUACGGUGUAAUGUUUUCGCAAAAUUCGUCCGAAUGAGGCGUAGGACGUAGUGAAAAUGUGCCAGAAAAAAUGAGUAUUCGCAAUCCCGGUACCGUGAUUCCGAAGUAAUCCUCGAUGAGUAUUAAAAAUGGAAAGUAGAAAGUGUGGAUAGAGCACCAUAAAAAGUGCAUAGUUUUUUUUUGCAAAGUUUCAAAUGUGUGGUAAAGAAAAAUAGUUAAAAAAUAUGCCUAAAACAUGCAAAAACUUCAUGUGAAAAUUCCUUCCGAAACGUGUACAAAAUAUGUGCCAUUUUUUAAAUAAUUGUAUUGGAAGUUUGCUUCCAACAUUACGCAAAAAUACAACAGCGAACGCGUCAGCGAGAGUGCAUUUGUCAUCCAAAUCCCAUAUAUCAAGACGCGUUUUUUUCUUCUAUCUUUUAUUUCAUGUUACUUCAGCCGCUCUACAUAUUACUCAGUGGUCCAAUAAAGUGAAAAAAAUGAAUAUGCACUAAAUCUCAACGGAAUCUCAUGCAAAUCGGUAGCAGACGUUGUGUGCCAAAGUGUAGUGAUCAGUUAAUUUACCUAAGAAUCUAACAAAAAGAGAAUAAUAUUCAGUCAAGACGGAGUAAAAACAAAUAGUCAACAUGAUCUGGUCCCCGACAAGCAACAAAUACGGAGUUGCAAUACACAAUUGGCACGGGGAUGUGACGCACGGACUAGCUUUGGAUGUAGGAGACUGCGUGGAAAUACUGGAGGAAACAGCCUACUGGUUCCGAGGUACCUGUCCCCGAAAGCCUCGCAAAGUGGGUCUCUUUCCCAAAUCGUACAUUCAUCUGAAAGACCUCUCGAAGGUGGAUCCGGUGGUCGCAGAAUGCACGCUUGUGUUACGUGAGUGGUCCGAAAUAUGGAAACGAUUGUUUGUGGAACGCGAGGAAUACAAAUUUACGUCACUGCGCAAGGUAAUGCUGGCAUUGCUCGAAAGCCGUCGAGAACUGUUAAGCUCUACGCUUACCCAGGACCAGACUUACGAGCUACAAAUGAAAGUAAUAUCAAAGAUUGAUUGGGGAAAUCGAAAACUUGGCUUAGAUCUUGUACCUCGAUCAGGCACACUAGCAGUAGAUCCGCAGAAAAUUGGAAUAGUAUCACUGCACCAGGUACACGUAAACAGUGCUGAAAAUGCGAAGGCUGCAUCGAACCGAGGAACUCUUCGGCGAAAAGCGGGUAAAAAAAUCCAUACGCAUCAUUUAUACUUUUGCAUGCGUGAUUUUGGACACCGGAUAGGAGAUGAUGCCGAAAUCUAUUUCUACCUGUACGAUGGCAACACGAAUCGUAUGCGUGCCCUGUCGGAACGAUUUCUGGUACGGAUAGCGCGUGACGGUUUUUCGACGUACGUGGAAACAAGCCAUAAUUGUACCAUCUUCACCGAUCUUGGAUCGUCCGAUUUAAACCAGGACCUAUACCUGAUUGCAAACGUAAUGCGUGUAGGCAAAAUGUUGCACUCGGAAUCGGUAAAGAAAGGUGACAAACUCACAACUACGACACACGCCUAUCGACGACCUUACGGCGUUGGCGUGCUACCACUGAGUGAAAUAGCCCAGUUUGAUUACAGCGUCGAGUCGGAGGAAAAGGAGUUCAGCUUUAAGAUUUUCCAGUGCGAGGAGAAAGACUACCACCAAUUGCACGAGCUAAUUAUUAAGAAGGCAAGCGGGAAAUUUCAACCAAUCAACGCUAGCACCCAGGGUCACUAUGGAUUGGUGGUGUCCAUGAAGCUACUGCAUGGAGAAAUUAGUCAAGCAAAGCUGGAGCAGCCGAUCCUGUUUCAGGGAACUGCCAUAACCAAGAAAAUAGGCUUCCCCGAUGUGAUCAUGCCGGGCGAUGUACGUAACGAUCUGUUUCUCACACUGGAAAGAGGUGAGUUCGAGCGUGUCGGCAUCAGCACGGCAAAGAACAUAGAGAUCACGGCAUUGGUGCUGGAUGAAAAUGGACGUGUGGUGCAGGAAUGUAUAGCGAUCGCUUCCGGUAGUCCCCUGCAAGCGUAUUACAAAUCGAUGGUACUGUAUCACAACAACUCACCGGCAUGGAAUGAAACGAUCCGGAUGUUCGUGCCGAUUGAUAAGUUUAGCAAGGCGCACGUUCGCUUCGAGUUCCGCAGCUGCUCGACGAGGGAUAAAUCCGAUCCGAAGCUGUUUGGGUUUAGCUUCGCACGGCUUAUGGAAACAGGCGGGGCGACCAUCGCCGAUGGAGCCCACGAGUUAUACGUAUACAAAUGCGAGGACCCGCUGAAGGUACAACCGAACGUGUAUUUACGACUACCUUGUUCUGCUGGUGACCGGCAAGCGCUGGGUGAUUCACCUUCCUCAUACCACCGUAGUUCGAAGGAAGCCUUUUACGUGCGCACGAUCCUUUGCUCAACGAAACUGACCCAAAAUGGAGAUUUACUAUCACUGCUGCAGUGGCGUAAUCGACCGGAGGGCAUUCAAGAUUCGUUGCAACGCGUGUUGCGGCUGCACAAUGAAGAACUGAUCAAGUUCCUGCAGGACGUCCUGGAUGCCCUGUUUGCGCUGUUUUCUACCGACGAUGGUAACAGCACCCCUCACUCGGGCCUUGUGUUUCACGUACUAGUCAACAUAUUUAGUCUGAUGCAAAGUAGCAAAUUUCAACAUUUUAAGCCGGUGAUGGACGCUUACAUACGCAACCAUUUCGCAGCUCCACUCGUAUACCAAGGAUUACUCUCGUCGGUACAGCAUCUGGCAGACUGGUUGACAACUACAGACAAUCUGGAGCCAAUCGUACAGUGCUUUAGUUCGCUGGAAUUUAUCUUCAAACUCAUCAUUCAAUCGCGCAAACUGUUUGCGCACGCAUCGGGAGGCCAAUAUGAGGACAAGUUUAAAAAUGAUCUGUUUUCGGUUUUCCUGUCGCUGAAUGGCAUGCUCGCAGUGCCAAGCACAACACAAAUCCUAGCGACACAGGAAGCGCUACUCAGUAAUGCAGGAGUGGUGUUUGAGCAGCUGCGUACCAUCAUAACCCGGCCGGAGCUGGAAACGCUUGUCAAAUCCAUGCUCGACGCUGUUCCGAAGGACGCUCAGCCACCUUUAAUACAAGCAAAACUGAAGUCAAUCAAGGAUAUGGUUUCCGGGCAGCUUUUCCAAGACGACGAACUACGUUCCGUCAUAUUGAACAUCGCCUGCAAACAUCUUCGUAUCCAUUUAGCUCGUCGUGAUGAGCUACGACUCUGUUCGGAAAUUCUCGCUGAAGUGCUGAUCAAGCUGUAUGAAGCAAAAGCGAAAACCGGUGAAAAACCAUCUAACGCCAUUCACCACGAUCUGGACACGUUGUUUGCGAACAUCUUUCCCAUCCUGCUACAAACAAUCAAUGUACUGAGUAAUGGUGGGAACGAGAAUCUCGUGUGCUCUUUGUUUGCGGUAAAGUUAGGUCUGCUGCAGCUGCUAGAUGAAUCGCACUAUCAACGCAUGUGGGACCGACAACAGUGUGGCAGCAGCCCGACGGGUGGUGGAUCGAUCGUCGGCGGAAAAGAACUGCGCGAUUUCAUUCAGCAAUGUUUGGCCAUCUUUAAGGACAUACUCGAACAGGACUGGAUGAUUUUUUCCAAAGACUGGUUGGUGAUGAAAAUGGCCGCCAACGACGUGUUGCGGCGAACGUUGGAGGAAUUAGCAAAGCCACUAGUUUACCGAUUCCUCGGUCCUCAAUCGUUCGAUUCACAACUAUGGUGGUCGUACUUCAGCGUCGCUGUUAUUUUUCUCACCCAACCAUCGCUGCAGAUCGAACAGUACCACGAGACGAAGCGCCGCAAAAUAUUGAGUACGCACGGUGAUAUGCGCGUUAUGAUGGGCUUUCAAAUAUUGAGCAUGUGGGCGCAACUCGGCGAACACAAAUUGCACUUUAUUCCGUCGAUGGUAGGACCAUUUUUGGAGGUCACACUUGUUCCAGAACCAGCGUUACGGAAGGCUACUUUUACGGUAUUCUACGACAUGAUGCAGUGCGAACAGGUUUCGCGUGGAUCGUUUCGACUGGUAGAAAGCGAACUGAUCGACAAGUUGGAUUUGCUUAUAAGUGAAAACAAGGGGGACGAUGAAUACCGGGAACUGUUCAGCACUAUACUGUUAGAACGGGUGCAAACGGAAAAUCCGUCUUGGCGCGAGUCGGGCAUUGCGUUCAUCUCCUCCGUCACUCGUCUGCUGGAGCGAUUGCUUGAUUAUCGUAGCGUUAUGCAGGGCGAUGAGAAUCGGGACAAACGUAUGACCUGCACGGUCAAUUUGCUCAACUUCUACAACGACGAGAUCAAUCGAAAGGAAAUGUACGUACGCUACAUCUACAAGCUGUUGGAUCUGCAUCUGGGUGCGGAAAAUUAUGUCGAAGCGGGUUUGACGCUGAAGCUGUACGCUGAUAUGCUAUCCUGGGACAGUGAAAAUAUUUCGGAUGAAUCGAACGGCCCACGGGAAUGGGAACAGAAGGAAAAGAUUUAUAAAAAUAUCAUCAGCUAUUUCGACAAGGGCAAAUGUUGGGAAAAGGGUAUCCCACUGUGCAAGGAACUGGCGAUGUUUUACGAGCGUAAACGUUUCGAUUACAACCGGCUGAGUGAUGUGCUGGUGCAGGAAGCUAAAUUCUUUCAAAACAUACUCACGCAACUGCGCCCAGAGCCGGAAUACUUUCGCGUUGGCUACUACGGAACAGGAUUUCCAUCGUUUGUUAGAAACAAACAAUUCAUUUAUCGUGGACUGGAGUACGAACGGAUUGGUGCAUUUAUACAGCGACUCCAGACCGAAUUCCCUACUGCUCUCAUUCUGGACAAGAAGCAAUAUCCACCAGACAGCUCAAUAUUGAAUUCGCCUGAACAACGCUUCCAUGUCGUAAAUGUACGACCGAUCGCCGAUCCGUACCAUUUGAAAAGUGCCAAAGUGACCGUCCCGGAAAAGAUUUCCAAGUACUAUGAAGUGAACGACGUUACGCGGUUCCAGUACGAUCGCCCUGUACACAAGGGCACGGUUGACAAAGACAAUGAAUUCAAGUCUCUGUGGAUUGUAAGAACAAUCUACGAAACGGCUCAACCUUUGCCGGGCAUCUUGCGAUGGUUUGAAGUCAGCAAGACAUCGGAGCAUGAGUUAACGCCGGUUGAGUUUGCCUGCGAAACAAUUGCUAAUGUGAACAAGGAGCUAUCCGAUCUGAUCGUUCAGUAUCGUCUUGAUCCGAAGCGCAACCUGAACCCGUUCACAAUGCGUUUGCAAGGAUCGGUGGAUGCGAAUGUAAACGGUGGCUUCAGCAAAUAUCAGGAUGCUUUCUUUUCGGAGCGCUUCGCCAAAUCGACCGAGGGCCGUGACCAAAGUGUGCACGUGCAGCGACUGAAGCGGUUGAUAUUCGAACAGAUGCAAAUACUGCGUCAGGCAUUGGAACUUCAUCGCAGCCUUGCUCCGGAACAGGUGCUCCCGUUGCACAACCGGUUGUCGGAGGCGUUUCUCGAAUUGGAGAAGAGCACGUCCGAAUGGAAGACCAAUAUUAACAUUCCAACAAAACCACUGCCGCCGCUACCGAUUGGUCAACAGCAGCAGCAAGGUGGUGCUAGCGACUCAUGUAUGGGGCCAAACGGUGGUAAGCUGUCCAUGAUGAAUGGUGGAGCACAAGAGUUGGCUUACUUCCCGGAGGACUAUGAUGGCACGUACAUGUCUGUCAACAAGAAAGCGCUCUCGCUAUCAGGAAUCGUCCCUAUGACAGCGUUGACUUCCUCUCCGGUUCCGCAUAUUCCUCCACGCGAUAGCACCGGUGGCUUGAUACUGCCUGCCGUGUGUUCCCCUACGGCUCCACCAUUACCGCCGCGUGGCCACACGCCGGACAAGCGUAGUUCCAAUCCGAUGCCAUUUACAGAAUACGUAGAGCAGCAACAGCUGCAACAGCACAGUUUGCCGGGGAAGAACCGGCAGAAAAAGUACUCCCUGUACGAAAUAUCUCUCAACGACAGUGGCAAUUACGGUAGUCCGCGAAAUCUGAGCGAGUUCAGGCAAGGGUUCUAUCGCGAUUCGGGCAUUUCCACCAGCACCCAGGAAUUGAACAAUCUCAAUGUAGCAUCGUCCUCUGGGGCAACAGGUGGACAACACGCAAUAUCACAGGGAGCAGAAAGUUGUGCCCAAACACCACCACAUCAGCACUAUCAUCAGCCAAUGGCAAUUCCAUCCACCGUAACGCCACACGACGAUUACAACAUCAUCGCAAACGGAAACACUCUGCCGGCAAUGGCACAGCCAUCGAUCCGUGGCCAUCAAAAGACGAACUCCAAUCCCGAAGCGUACCAAAGCAUUCCAAUGAUGAAUUCCGGGUCAUCCCCUUCGACCGGUACGGCGCAACCUCCACCACCGCCAAUUCCGCCCAAGUCGGCAACGCUGCACCAUCAGCACUCCCUACCAGUCGUGAGCAUCGGAGCAGGGCCCGCCAAUAAUAAUAAUAAUAACAAUAAUAACAGCAUUUCCCUCCCCUUCCAUUCGCAAGGGGCUCAUGCGCAGCAGCAUUUACCACAGCCCCACUACCAUCACCAGCGCAAUCAGUCACUUAACCUGAGCACCAACAGUUCGUCAGAUGGGGAGCAGUUAAGCUUGAACGACAUCAGCCCAGCACCGCCACCGAUGUUUAAUGACAAUUUUAGCGACUCCUUUAGCGACGAUUGUGACAAUCCGGUACCGUCCAGCCAACACUCCAAACUGACACCUAGUCCGGGACGCUCGGGAGGAUCCGGUGGGGCGGCAUGUGUUGGCGCACCGUCCGGUUACAACGCUACGCUUAACGGAACGUCGUCAGGCGAUGGAACGUUGGAGCUUAGUUCCAUCACAACGACCACCACAACAACCACCAUCAUUUCCUUACGUCGGGACGAUGAAGACGAAAUAUUUUACUAAAGUUGUGCGCGUAACGGUUAACCUAGAAAAUAUGGAAAACCGGUACAUCCGACCCAUUCUCCGUGGGGCUGUUUGGGGAAGAGGAGAAACUUGAGGAAUGAAGACUUUUCUACUGAUCAUUUUUGAUCAUACGUUGUGAAAGAUGAUGAUAUUAUAAAAACGAACACGUGUUCAAAUGAUGAAUACGUAGGUUAUAAAUGUGCAAUCUCUAUUCUUAUGCCGCGCGAGUGCGAUAUCGUGCCGCGAUAAGAAAGCAACUACAUACCAACGAGAAUUAUAUUCAGGAACGUCAUAAGCAGAACCCACACACAUAGGAAGUCGUUUAUAUUACUGUAAAGUGUAAAGCAUGCAAGCUGCUUGCGCUAUUUAUAUAUAUACAAAGAUUACGUGCGGGUGCAUAUGCAUAUACGCCCAUAAUUUAACUGAAAACGAAUUCCAUACAAUGAAUCAUAUACCUCUAUACAAUUAUUCGUACUCCUCCCUUCCGUCACUAAUGAAAGGAGGGAGAAAUAGUUGGCAGUGACCACUCCCGGACUGCUGUAUUUAAUCUUUAGACUCUGUAGUUGUAUGUGUGUGCGUGUGUGUACAACGUGUGUAUGUGUGUGUGUGUAUCAUUUAUUAGAGAGAGUGCAAAAACCAUUUGCCAAAAAGGAAAAAAAAACUUUAAACAUUAAGUAAUACCGUAGCAAUAUACUGAUGUUGAAACACACAACAAAUUCUCUCGAUAACUUAUCUGCUGCCUAUACACUGUGGCCAAAUGCGAUAUGAAGAGAAAACCAAAUAGAAAGAUAUUAUGGGUGGAUUAAGUUAGGUACAAUCAUGUCUCGUGCUGCGCGGUAGCAUUCUUUAAGCAAUGGCGGACGGACAUUGUGCGGAAUAAUAAGAACCGAGUGUGAUUUCAAUCUAGUAUUUUUUUUUUAUUUAGAAAACAGCAGGAUCUGAGCAUGGAAAUGGAGACGAUCGAUCGAGGAUGUCGCUAGCAAAAGUAGCCCGAUGGACAAUGUUUAUACUAUAAUUGCUUAAUGGUUAUUCCCUAGCAGCAGCAGCAGCAUAUGCAUAAAUACAUAAAUAAUUACCUCUCGUCUACUCAGCUAGUUACCCCGUUUCCGCAUUCUCGUUUUUCCCUACUAGUAAUCUACCUAGUCAGUAGUAAUGAUAUAGGAAAACAAUCUCUGAAUGCUUAUUCAGCUCGCAUAAGAGCGUAAACAUUGAAUUUUUAUUCGUAAUUCGUAAAACAAUGUACACAGCAUAUACGGCAAAUUAGUAGAGUGAACGAUGUUGAAAAAAGAAAGACAGAAAGAGAGAGAGGGAGAGAGAGAGAGAGAGAGAGAGAGAGAGAGAGAGAGAGAAAGAAACAACAUUGCUUGAUCCAUGUUUUAGUAGACCCAGGUUAGUUUGUACGUGUGACAAGGUGUUUAGCUUCGAGUAGAUAAUUGACCUUCCUACUACAACAACAACAACAACUACUACUGCUACUAUUCGAUCUUUAUACUGGCGCCAUGCACACAUAAAAUUCAAUCUUGAUCCUUUUAAGGUAAAUACCUAAUAAAAAGCAGUGCUACAAUAGACGAAA